UUUUUUUUUUUUUUUUUUGAAUACUGUUGACUCUCUUGUACUACUGUAUCUGUUGAUCGGUUGUUGCCCCGUUGAUUCAUCCCGGUUGGGUUCUGGAUGCCCACGUAAACAAUAGCAUUGCACGACUUUCGCUUUACGCAGUUACGAGCGACGACCCAUCAUCAUCUUAGCGAAGAAAGAAUUGAUAAGAAACAUUUAUCGCGAUAUCGCCUUUCAUCUGUUCGAAUUCGAAUCGAAUACCCGUCAGCCCCGCGAGUCAGACAGCCGCGACCUCGACCGUCAGCACCGCUACCCGAACCACCCAAACACUUCUGAACCUCGUUUUCGCACUCAAGUUCAGUCACGAUGAAGCUCGCACGACCUUCCGUCAAUCCCGGACGGAUGAAGAACAUCAUCCACGGUUGCCAGGGCCUCCUCAUCUUCCUCGCAUGGGCUUUGACCAUCGCCGUCUGGACAAAGGGCGAUGGAAUCGAUGGACGGACAGCUUGGUAUUGGGCUUUGUGCUGGUUUAGUAUCCCCGGUUUGAUCUAUCUUGUCGCUGUCCCGAUAUGGCCGCGGGCCCGGAGGUUCGGAAACGUUUAUGCCUUUGCGAGUGUUGAUAUGUUGUAUGCUGUGCUGUGGUUUGCGGCGUGGAUUUGUGUUGCGUCGUAUGUUGCCCAGGGAAAGUCUGAGGGCAAGGAUAGCGAUUCGGAUAAGGACAGCAAGAGCAAUAAACGGGCUAGUGAUAGCGACAGCAGCAAGGGAGGAUGCGAUAACUGGAAGUAUGGCAGUGCAGCCAAGUGCAAGAUUAGUACGGCGACGGUGGUUUUUGGUGUGGUUAUUUUCCUCCUCUUCAUUGCCACGGCUUUCAUGUCCUUCCGCAACGUCGUGCACUUCCGUCGCACUGGUACCCUCCCCGACGCAGUUUCCGACCCCAGCUUUGCCGCGCACUCCAAGGCCGCUUUCUCCUCAACUCCCGUCCAGGACUUCGACGAGGAAGAAAAUGAAUUCCGCUCUGGCCGCGGUAACAUGACUUCCUCCGCACGCAGCGACCGCGACGAAGACUACGCCCUCCUCGAACAAAGCGAAGUCGAUGAUCUGGGCCACCAUCCCGGCCGUUCCGCGCUAUCCGGCGGGUACGAUCCCACUGCGUCUACUAUGACGGGUGGAAGCAGCGUUCUGCAUGAUUACAGCACGACUGGCUACGGCGGUGCAUAUGGGCAGCACUAUGGGCCACCAUCGGAGUAUCCAGCGACAGAGUAUCCGGCCACAGAGUAUCCGGCUACGGAGUAUCCGGCGACUGAUUAUGGAUCGAGUUUGAAUGGUCAUGGUCAUCUUGAGCAUGAGAGGUUGUCUGAUUGUCCAUCAAAGAACAACAUCUCUAAUACUAUACCAACCAACAAACAACCAACCAUCACGAUGAGUGCAAUCGACCUCUUCACCCAAUACCCCCUCCGCCUCGACCCCUCCAGCAAAGCAAUCACCCACCCAUCCCCCUCCAGCCAACAACUCGACUCGGAACUCCAAACCCUCAACGCCCUCCAUCGCUCCCUCCUCUCCCUCGACCCCCCCAACAUCCCUCCCGCCCCAUUACCCAUAAACCCCAAACGCAGCGCCCAAAUCACGAAACUCCGCGACACCGCCAACACCGCCUAUCGCAAGAACAACCAUGCCGAAGCCGUGAAACUCUACACGUUGACAAUCGACAUGGCACUCUCGAGACCCGGGUGGGAACCUGUUGCGCUGGCUAGGGAGGAACUUGCAGGGCUGUAUGCGAAUCGCGCGCAGGCGUAUAUGGGGUUGUCGGCUUGGUGUGAAGGGUUGGUGGAUGCGCGGUGUAGUGUUGAGUGUAAGGGCUUGGGGAAUGUGAAGGGGUGGUGGAGGGUUGGGAAGUGUCUUGAGGAGAUGGGACGGUGGGAGGAGGCGAAGGGUGUGCUGGAGAAGGGGUUGGAUAUUGAGGGGAGGGAGGGGGAGGGGGGGAAGGAGUUGUUGGGGUUGAUGGAGGAGGUUGAGGAGGGGUUGAAGAGGUCGAGUUGAUUGUGAUUGACUGUGAUCGGGGAGUCUUGAUGUUCUGGCUUGUUUUGUGGGCUGGUUAUAUGGUAUAGUAUAAUGUUUCGGGUUGA
This is a messenger RNA of Aspergillus glaucus CBS 516.65, 2102 nucleotides long. RefSeq lists its product as uncharacterized. The record is from RefSeq and is a predicted model, not a curated record. The transcript is spliced from 5 exons. Lineage: Eukaryota; Fungi; Ascomycota; Eurotiomycetes; Eurotiales; Aspergillaceae. The coding region runs from base 346 to 2016 and encodes 556 amino acids. Gene Ontology annotation, molecular function: protein binding. Gene Ontology annotation, cellular component: membrane.